AUGUCUGGUGAGGCCGAUUCUACUCCGGGCAUUAUUGCUCCUGGUCCGGAAUUGAGGGCAAAAAUUGAGCGGAGUGCCGCCAGUCUCGCGAAGCGGGACAAACGCAAGGCGGAUGAGAUGAUGGCAAAGGUCCUUGCCAGUCAAAGACGUGAGGAAUUCCUUUACUUUGAAAUGACACACGUGUUUUACCCCUUCUUUUUGCAGAAACUCAACGAGUAUCGGGCCCAUCCGGAGUUGAUUCCAACCGACAAGGACGGGGCGGCCAAGGGGACAGGAGCCCCUGGUACGGAGGGCGCAGUUACCUCUACAACGACUGUCAAGGCUGGCGGUAUUGUUCGGCGGGAGGGCGGUACGAGACGCAGUGAGGUGUUGCAACAAGCCGAAGUGGAGGCGCAGCGGUAUCUCGAGGAUCCGUUCCCCAGUAAAUACUCCCUCGAUCUUCUUCAUGGCACUGUGGACAUUCCAACGACUACGUUUAACUACAUGACUUGUACAGCACAGUAUGUGGCGAAAUACGGCGAUCGAUUUUUACAAGACUUAACAGCCCGACACCGCAACAACGCGGCGUUUAGGUUCCUGAAUAGUGAGGAUGUGCGACACGAGGUCCUUCUCAAACUCAUUGAGUCCUACCGACGCAUUUUACACUUUGAUUCAGAUGAGGUUGAGGACCGAUUGGAACGUUACCAUUCUGUUCGCUAUAUAAUAGACACGGUGUGCAAAGAAAAGGUAAAGUAUGCGCGGGCCGCCAUCGCCCGACAGAAAGCUGCAUUACUGACGGAUGAGGAAUUGCGGGAGAAGCUUGAGUGGAAUGUGUUUACUGUUGUGCAAAACUUUUCAGCGAGCGACCUAGGCCUUGAUGCACCGAUGCCUGAGGCAGUGGCAGCUCGCCGGCGCGCACGCUUUGAGGCCCCCAAUAAUGUAGCGGAUCUUCCCGUGUCCGGUGGUGGUGAUUCAACAAAGGAUGAGCAUUUUGGGGCACCUGCAAACGGAACGUUUGUUGGCGAGCAGGACGCAUCUAGGGAACCAAAACCCCCCGAGGGGAUGAUGGCACCCCCUACCUUCAGUCCCACGUUCAUAAGUAGCAGCCUCAUUCAGCCUGCUGAUCAACCUGUCGCGAACAGCAACUGUAGGAAGAGGACACAUGAUGAUGUGGACGGAAAUAACUCUGCGUGA
Molecule: messenger RNA, 1173 nt
Organism: Trypanosoma brucei brucei TREU927
Lineage: Eukaryota; Euglenozoa; Kinetoplastea; Trypanosomatida; Trypanosomatidae
Exons: 1
Coding region: 1-1173 (390 amino acids)
Biological process (GO): regulation of alternative mRNA splicing, via spliceosome; mRNA cis splicing, via spliceosome
Cellular component (GO): U2 snRNP; catalytic step 2 spliceosome; U2-type prespliceosome
Molecular function (GO): RNA binding
Source: RefSeq, a predicted model, not a curated record